Molecule: messenger RNA, 1184 nt
Organism: Capsicum annuum
Lineage: Eukaryota; Viridiplantae; Streptophyta; Magnoliopsida; Solanales; Solanaceae
Product: nuclear transcription factor Y subunit A-4
Biological process (GO): regulation of transcription by RNA polymerase II
Cellular component (GO): CCAAT-binding factor complex
Molecular function (GO): DNA-binding transcription factor activity, RNA polymerase II-specific; RNA polymerase II cis-regulatory region sequence-specific DNA binding
Source: RefSeq, a predicted model, not a curated record
GAGAUAUGAAGUCUUUGGAUCCAGAUUUACAAGGCGAGACAUUGCGGUUGACACAUUCAACUAUUAACUCCCAAGACGAAAUGACUGCCUCAGCGAAAACAAAUUCUCAAGAUCAAUGUGCUUCCUCAGAAUAUGUGCAUGACGAAAGAUAUGGAAGAGAUAUGCAAGUUCAAAUGAAGCCUUCUCUUUUUCCUUUGCAAAAUGAAGUGGCCCAUUCAACUGGUUUCUCUGCUUUUGGAUACUCAGAUCCUUAUAUCAGUGGAUUAUAUACUGCUUAUGGACCUCAGCCUUUUCCUCAAAUGAUGGGCAUAGCACCUGCCCGCGUCCCACUCCCAGUAGAUAUUGCAGAGGAUGGACCGAUUUAUGUUAAUGCAAAACAGUACCAUGGGAUCUUAAGGCGGAGGCAGAUACGUGCAAAGCUUGAGGCUCAGAACAAACUCGUUAAAAACAGAAAGCCAUAUCUUCAUGAGUCGCGGCAUCUUCAUGCAGUGAAUAGAGUUAGAGGAUCUGGAGGACGUUUCCUUAGCUCAAAGAAAGCGCUUCAAUCUGAUCCAAAUAGUUACCCUGCUAACUCAACUUCUUCUCGAGACUCAGUUGAGCAUGAAGGUUCAACGUCUGCUUUCUCAAGUGUCAGACAAGAUGUCAUCCACAACGGCAUCAGCUUCCAGCAGCAGCAGCAGCCUGAUCAAAUGGCCUUCAGCGUGUCCUCUCAUAUGGGUAUUAACAUGCAAGGCAAUGGGACUCAACAACGUGCUCCAGUUGUCCGGUGAUUAUAACUUCUUUUAACUGUCAAAGACAGUCACCGGCAGGCAAUUCAUCCUUGGCUUUUACCUUUUGUUAUUUAGUCUCUCUGGUUUUUUGCAAGUGUCAACUGGUUUCUACUGUUAUAACGGUGAAUUUGGUCGAUAAUCCUAGAUUUAUCGAACCUUCGAUUGAAGAAAAGAAAGUCUUCUGUUCUGAAUUAGUUGUCUGUUUUGCUGCACGUCUGCGCUUAGCGUGUAAUGGUUAUGCAGUGAAGUUGUUAACGAUAAACCGAAAAGAAAAACAGACAAAAUGGUUGCUGGUUUGUGUAUUGAGUGAAACAAGAGGUUGAUGUAAUGCUAAGUUUACUCAAAACAGUUAAUGUGUAAUUUGUUCAGUGGACUUCAUUGAAUUGAAUGUAUCUUUUUUUUUUUUUGAUUUCC